AUGCAGAUCUGGCGGCGAAGCUUAGCCACGUCUGUGACCAGACUUGGUCAAAGAUCAAUCAGCUCCAAGCCAUCAGUCUCAAGAUGUGCACAGAUCCUCCAAUCAGCCAAGACCGGUCCCUGCAAGUUUGAGGACCAAGAGGUCAAGGUCAAUGGAUUUAUUCGGUCUGUACGAAAGCAGAAGCGCUUUGCGUUCGCAGAGAUCUCUGAUGGCUCUACCGUGGAACCAAUGCAAGCAAUCUUGAAACCCGACCAAGCAGCAGACCUGUCUACUGGAACCGCUGUCGAAAUUUCAGGGAUAUGGAAAGCUUGUCCGCCAGGCAAAGAGCAGACACAUGAGCUACAAACCACAGAGGUGGCGGUCGUUGGCGCAGCGGACCCAGAGACGUUUCCCAUUCAGAAGAAGUACCACAGUCCCGAAUUCUUACGCCAAAUCCCCCAUCUUCGUAUCCGAACACCUUUCAACUCGCUUCUCUCCCGUUUCCGUUCCGAGUGCAUGUUCCAGCUUGGCAAUGUCUUCCACUCACACCCAGACGGCGCUUUCACUCAAGUGUCACCUCCGCUUAUCACCUCGUCAGACUGUGAAGGAGCUGGCGAGACAUUUACAUUGGCCCCGCGCGGCGCCGCGAAACCUAGCACUGCAAAUGAGCAUUUCUUCCGGGCACCGAAGUACCUCACUGUGUCAUCGCAAUUGCACCUUGAAGCUUAUGCCGCGGAGCUGGGCAAUGUCUGGACAUUGACACCCGUGUUCCGCGCAGAGAAGAGUGACACACCUCGCCAUCUGAGCGAGUUCUACAUGCUCGAGGCCGAGGUCAACUUUAUGUCGGACCUUGACUCGCUUACCGGGCUGGUGGAACACACGCUUCGCGACUUGACCCGUCGCCUCUAUAAUACGACCGUAGGCCAGGAGAUCCUGUCCGCAAAGAGAUCAGGCGAGUCGGGCCAGGACGCUAGCGCCGAGGCAGGAUCUCUGCGACAGAGAUGGACGGAUCUCAUGGACGGUCCGGCGUGGCACCGCAUUACAUACACCCGGGCAGUUGAGAUGCUUCAGCGCGCAGUGUCCGAAGAAGGCGCAUCCUUUGAGCACCCCCCGACAUGGAAGGGCGGCCUACAGCUUGAACAUGAAAAGUACAUUGUCGAAGUGCUACACCAGGGCCGUCCUGUCUUCGUCACGGACUACCCCAAAUCAGUCAAGCCAUUCUACAUGACGCCCUCCCAUGUGACUGAUUCUAAUACGCCCGGGGAGACCGUGGCGUGCUUUGAUCUGCUGCUGCCCGAGGUCAGCGAAGUUGCUGGGGGAUCCUUACGCGAGCAUCGUUUGCCAGAGCUCAUCCAAAACAUGCGUGAGCACGGCCUGAUCAAGCCCCGACAGCUGCAGACCGGCGAGACACCUUCAGAAGAAUCCUUGUAUCCCCAUCUCUCCCCGGAUGAGGAUCUCAGUCACCUUCAAUGGUACGCCGAUCUCCGACGAUGGGGAUCUGCUCCCCACGGAGGGUUUGGACUCGGGUUUGAUCGAUUCCUGGGAUAUCUGAGCGGUGUCUCUAACGUGCGAGAUAUCGUAUCUUUCCCAAGAUACUUUGGUCGGGCCGAUUGCUAA
Molecule: messenger RNA, 1596 nt
Organism: Penicillium brevicompactum
Lineage: Eukaryota; Fungi; Ascomycota; Eurotiomycetes; Eurotiales; Aspergillaceae
Product: asparagine--tRNA ligase SLM5
Exons: 3
Coding region: 1-1596 (531 amino acids)
Biological process (GO): asparaginyl-tRNA aminoacylation
Cellular component (GO): mitochondrion
Molecular function (GO): ATP binding; nucleic acid binding; asparagine-tRNA ligase activity
Source: RefSeq, a predicted model, not a curated record